Spodoptera frugiperda (fall armyworm) is the source of this 5472-nucleotide messenger RNA. It is a transcript of the gene PIP4K, whose product is annotated as phosphatidylinositol 5-phosphate 4-kinase type-2 alpha. The record is from RefSeq and is a predicted model, not a curated record. Lineage: Eukaryota; Metazoa; Arthropoda; Insecta; Lepidoptera; Noctuidae. Bases 207 to 1640 code for a protein of 477 amino acids. The transcript has 11 exons. Gene Ontology annotation, molecular function: phosphatidylinositol kinase activity. Gene Ontology annotation, biological process: phosphatidylinositol metabolic process.
CAUUCUGUAUCUGACUCUGUCUGUCAAAAAGCCGUUUGCUGCUGUUGAUGGGUGUCGAGUUUCUGUAAAUUUCUCAUUUUGAUCGUCUUUCUUUGUGAUUUAAAAGAUUUCCCGUUAACUAAAAAUGGUUUAAUUAUUAUCUCGCGCUAUAAAUUACGUACAGUGGUGGUUUUUUGACUCUGGUAAAAGUUGUAAACAAUUCCAAAAUGUCCGUUCCUAGCACUGGUUUGAGCAAAUUGAAGAAGAAACAUAUUCGUGUAAAACAUCAAAAAGUGAAACUGUUUCGUGCAAAUGAACCAUUACUAUCUGUGUUUAUGUGGGGUGUGAAUCACACGAUUAACGAGCUAAGUCAUGUCACAAUUCCAGUCAUGCUGCUUCCUGAUGACUUCAGAGCUUAUUCUAAGCUCAAAGUUGACAACCAUUUAUUUAACAAAGAAAACAUGCCAUCUCACUUCAAGGUCAAGGAGUACUGCCCCCUGGUGUUCAGGAACCUUCGGGAGAGGUUCGGAAUCGAUGAUCUCGACUACAAGGAGUCUCUCACAAGGUUUAGAAAGCCAGAUAACUACCUGUGUUCGAGGCCCCACAAGAGGCCUACCAGCUUGCUGCGGCGAUCGGCGACGGCGCCUAACGGGGUUGCCAACAUGAAAAAUGAAACUCACCAAGAGAGCAUAUUCCACGAUGCAAGCGAGUUCGUCAAACGAGGGCUGACGAUAAAACGCCUGAGAUCUCAACCAAUCCCGGAUGACUCGUCAGGCAAGUCUGGAGCGAAGUUCUACCAGAGCUACGAUAGGCUCUUCAUCCUCAAGACCCUGACUUCUGAGGAGGUGGAGAGGAUGCACUCGUUCCUAAAGCAUUAUCAUCCCUACAUCGUGGAGCGCCACGGCAAGACCCUGCUGCCGCAGUACCUGGGCAUGUAUCGGCUGACCGUCGAUGGCAUCGAACACUACCUCGUCGCCACUAGAAACGUAUUCUCCAACCACCUCAAUAUCCACAGGAAAUACGACUUGAAAGGCUCGACGGUGGACCGCGAGGCGUCCGAGAAGGAGCUGGAGAAGGACCUGCCGACGCUGAAAGACAACGACUUCAUCAAGCAAGGAGUCCGCAUCGACAUCGGGGAUGCUGCCAAAGAGAAGUUGCUGGAGACGCUCACUGCUGACGUAGAGUUCCUAACGAAGCUGCACCUGAUGGACUACUCGCUGCUGCUGGGCAUGCACGAGUGCGGGCGCGGCGAGGCGGAGGCCGAGGCGGCGCGCCAGAGGGACGCCGAGAACGACUCCGACAACCAGGACUCCGAUACCGACAGCGACACUGACAAUAGGCAUCAUGGAGACAGGUGGGGCUACAACACGCCCCCGGACAGUCCGCGUGGGUUCGCUCGCCAGUCCUCGCUGCGGUACGAGGGGAUCAUACCAGAGCUUGACAUCUACGCCAUACCCAGCCAAGAGAGUGCCCCGAAAAAGGAGAUUUACUUCGUCGCUCUGAUUGACGUGUUGACGCAUUAUGGUGUCAAGAAACAGGCGGCGAAAGCAGCGAAGACUGUAAAGUACGGCAGCAACGUGGACGGCAUCUCGACCUGCGACCCGGAGCAAUACGGGAAACGGUUCAUAGAGUUUGUAGCCAAGGCCAUCGAGGGCAACUAGGUCCGCAACCGCACACGGUGCUUCUUUUAGUACUUAUACUCGAGCAUAUUCUCAUUUCACAAGGAUUCCGUAGCGAAUGGAGUGCUAAUGUAACGCAACAUAUUUAACUUUGGCGCAUCUAUAACGUGGCAAUUUAAUGGAGUGAAGAUAUUCCCGUGUUAGGGAAAAAGCUUGUAAAACAGAAACAAUAAUUACGCUUGUCUCAGCAUCAUGAGCAUUUUUUUUUAUACUUAGAUUCUUUUUAAAUUUUCUGCUUCAAAACUCAAGUACCUAUCUUCUAUUUGUUCUUAUGCUAAUAACGUUUGUCUUUCUUUUUUUUUUAUCUUAUAAAAAUUAUUCCAAGGAUUGGAUGUUAAGUCUUGAUGCCACUCGUAUAUUAGCACUCCAUUUGUUAACUAAUCUGUGUUAUUUUAUUUAAAGAUGGCGUAUCCGUGUCUUGAAGGUUUCACAACAUUGCCUAACGUUAUUAUUGUGGUUAUUUCAAAAUUGGUACAUUUAUUCCAUUGGUUUUUUAUAUUGAGUGUUUGAUAUUUCCUUUAUUUUGGAGUUUACAUAUUUAUGUAUAAUGAUUUAAAUUUAAUGUUUUACUAAAUUAUUUGACAUGAGACAUGGUACCAUCAACGAAUAUUUUGGACUGAGCAGACACAUUUUCUAGAUUUCUUUUUUGAUAUAUUUUCAACGAAAGCACGUUACUUUAUGAAGAAAUAAAGGUCAAAAUAUGGAGCGUCGAGUUCUGAAUGUGGCAACAUCGUUUAGUUUCCGCUAGAUCAUGAAAUAGACCUUACUAAGUUGGCUCAUUGACCCUUUGUUAGUAAAUAAUUGGAGUUUACAGGGUGACGUAGAUUGUAAAGGCCUGGUAGUUUAUUUAGAUGAGUUAUCAGUUCAAUUUUACUUCUUAAAUUUAAAUAUAUGUCUUGCUUACCUGGGUUAGGUCUUUACUUUUGACAUAAGUUACGUUCACGUAGUUAGGUACUGAAAGAAGCACCGCUUAAUUGUUAUAGCUUGUCUAAGACAAGUGCCACGAUACAGUAAGUGUAAUAACGUCGAUUCUUAUUGAGAAUAUAAAAUGCAAAUAAAUAAAAUUCUAAUGUUUAAAAAUCGUAGUGAAGAGACAUGUAUUGAUAUUAGCGUUCAUGCGAAACGAUCGGACAAUUUGCGAGAAGUUUGUAAUUUUUAUCAAAUUAAAAUUAUGAUAUAUCGUAUUUUAUUCGCUUCGCGUGCGAAUUGAAUUGAACACUGUGCAAUAGACAUGUUUAAAGGCUGAUUUGUACUAUAUCGUGGAAAGCGCAAACCGGGGUUGUAAACGGAAAUUUCGCUCGAAGAAAAAGUACGUAUAGUUUAUCGACGAAUGCCUAGUACCCUCGCAUCGGGUAUUCUACGGUCUAGCAUGACUCCAGUUGCAUCCAGGUCGGUCAUUGUCCGAAACAGGGACGGUACGGGUUGUUCGGGACCCAUAUUUUAAUAAUAAUUCUACACUUUCGUCUUGAUGUUUGCAAUAAUAAUAAUAAGCGGACCCUUUUUGACAAUAUUCACGUUUUACUCUCACUCUGAGUCCCUGUUUUGUGCUAUUUGAAUCUUAUUGUUACAGUGCUACGUUUGAGAUUGCAUCGUAUUUUCAAUUAAGACUGUUAGCUGAUUUUACACCAACAUAGUUUAGCUAGUUUUACAAUCGAUGGUGUAAAAUAUUUGGGAAAGUAGUAAGCAUAUUUGAUAUUUUACGAUAAUUCAGUAUAAUAUUUCGUCAUUCGUAACAUCAUUCUCUAUAUUAGCAGUAUAAGAGAUAAUAAAACGACAAUACAAAUUAAAUUAGGUCUUGUAUUCGUACGAGGCGUGUCGAGGCAAUCUCAAACGUAGCAUUUCUGCUACUGCGCACUUUCCCGAUACCUAAAUAAUAUGAGUAUCCCUUUUGGCGACACACUGCAGUGUAUCGCUCGUCUUUCUUCAUCGAAACACCAAAAUAUCAUUGUAAUUCUGAGCGGUUAUAAAAAUCAAAGUUGUAAGUACGUGUAUGUUGACAAACAGCAUUAUUUCAGUGCUGAAUAAAGGAAAGCAUAAUGCAAGGAACACGAAUAAUAGUAUAAUAUGGACAUCAAGUUGUGUAACUCUCCAUUUUAUACUUAAUCAGUGUCUUCUACACUCAAGAUAAAAUGUGCAUUACGUUUGUCAAUGUAUCAUGUACCAUAGUUACAAGCAAUAUAAAGAUAUACUGCCGUUUCUUACCUCAGAAUACGAUAAAAACUUUAAUAAUCCUUAAAAAGCACGUUCGCAAUAAUUUUCUUAUCUCGUUAUUAGCUUUUUAUAAUGUUCCGCUAACGCGUAGUUUAGUAAUUGACAAAUUAUAAUGAAUUAAUAAUAUUAAUAAAAAAAAAAUGUUAAAAUAUCAUUGGAUUAGGAUGUUGACGUGUUACGGUUGGCCAAUUAAACUUUAUCAGAAUACUUGUAUACUAUAAUAUUGGCCGUUGUAUUGUAUCUUAUUAUAUAAUGCCUUCUAUUAUAUUCUAUAUUGUUUCAAGUACACAAUUGUUCAUAGUAAACUUGUAAUCCCCUGGGAAGUAUGGAUCGAUACGUACGAACUUAUGAAAUUUGUCAAUAAUACAUUUUUUGGAAAUUGAUUUUAAAUAGUGAUCUUAGAGUACAUGUAAAAUGUUGUUUACGAAAAUUGAAUAAUUUGUGUCGAUCCAUACUUUGGUAGCAAGUAUGAGGAUUAUUGAAGCAAUGUAUUGAACUAGAUUGAAAUAUUUGAAAGUCAAUAAAGCUCAUAAUUGCCUGUACCCAGGGCAAAAUGUUAUACAAUGUAUUCGGUAUUGUACUCGUUAAAUAACAGUUAACUAUGUAUUCUAUAAUAUGGACAGUAAGGUCCAGAGUUGUAUAGAGAAACGGCCAUUGUUAAGAGUCGGUGUUUCACCCAAUACAUACGUCGUUUUGCCAAUAUACCCAUACCUAGUUCGCUUAGUUCUGUCUAGAGUAGUGUUUUUAAUAGUAUGAUGUAAGAUUUUGUUAUUUAUUAUUCUAUAUUUCGAAUAAGACUUGGAUUGUUAUGAAGUCUUUGUGAUUUAUUCUGUGAAAAUUCAUGUGCCGUUUACGGUGUACUAAUAAUAUUGGUAAAUUUUAUACUUUACGCGUAGCUCCUCGACACGUGUCCGGGCUGCGCCAUAUCGAAUGUUCAACUGACCUCAGAAUAAUGUCGCAGUAAUUCUUUUAACUUUUGACUGUCUAUCGGGAAAUAUUACAAGAUUCAUGGAAAUCAGUAUUUCAGGCUCCCAUUGGUUCGCCUACGAUUUGAAAUAAUUUUGUCAGAUGUUAGUUUUUUGUGAUAGAUAUUGUUUACUUUUAGAUAUUAAUUUUAUAUUAGAUUCGAGUUAGCCACUUCACAUUUCUAAAUCGAUAACGAACGAGUACUGUUUUGUUACGAAGUGGUCGGCUUCAGUAGUUUAGAAAUCCUUUGUUACCCUCUCAGAGAAGAGGAUUUUAUUAAUUUUAUCCCGGACCCUGUCUAAAGAUUCCUGAACAAUGUGUUAGUCAUGAAAUGAUUCAAAUUACGUCAUAUGUGUUGCCAUUGUUUAGGUCGGUAAUUGUAUUUUAAUUUGUAGUUAUGUUAUUUCGAAUAGGUUAUAUCUUGUUAUCGGUGACGGUUGAAGCCACGAGCCCGCAAUGUACGGCAUAUAUUUAUUAAACGAUAGCUUCGCUACAUACAAACAUAUUCGGCAUGUAAGCAACACGGUUGAAAUGUUAAUUCUCUAGUCUACUACUCUUGUAAAGACAAAAAAAAUGUGUAUGAAAAAUUAAAACUUAAUUUUUUAAAUAUUCGGUUUAUAAAGAUUCUGCAUUAUAA